Messenger RNA from Dalotia coriaria, 1427 nucleotides. Its product is annotated as peptidoglycan-recognition protein LA-like. The transcript is spliced from 2 exons. Lineage: Eukaryota; Metazoa; Arthropoda; Insecta; Coleoptera; Staphylinidae. Gene Ontology annotation, biological process: peptidoglycan catabolic process. Gene Ontology annotation, molecular function: zinc ion binding; N-acetylmuramoyl-L-alanine amidase activity. The record is from RefSeq and is a predicted model, not a curated record. Bases 318 to 1313 code for a protein of 331 amino acids.
UCCUUGCGCGAGUGGGGAAUACAUUAGCACAAAACUUGAAAAUAUUCUACCACAACUCAAUCCGUAAUGAACGGUUACGAUGUGAAUCACAAUUACGGCGUCAGCAGAUAACACGCGAUCGUCGCGCGUUUUGCACUGGUUAACAUUGCUGGUAAAUCACACGCACCAAGAACCAAAAUGACGAUCGAACAUUCGAGUAUUCGACGGACGUCGUCCCCAGUGUGUGCCUCAGUCCAAAUCUCGGUUCAAACGUUGAUCGGUACACAAUCGCAAACGAGCCUACCGGAUGUGUGCUCUCGAACGACAACCAAAUUCAAAUGGCCGCUGACGAUCUAAUGCUCAAUCAAAACACGUACAUUGUGGAAAACUCAAACGACGUGGUCAUUGGUCCGGUCACACAUUUUCAUUGUCCGGUUACCAUCAUUCAAAACGCACAAGACGGUUCCAGCAUUAAUAGUUCCAGAGGAUCUCUUCCAUCAUCAAAAGAUGUGAAUCUACACAAAGAAAAUGCUUGUGAUAACCAUGUUAUCACAUCGAAACAUCAACAAAAAGAUAAUAACGGCACGCCAAAUAAAUGGUCAUUAUGGAGACAGUUCAAAACUCGUCGAAAACUAUUCAACAUUAUCCUAAUCGCGAUUACUGUGGUGUCAUUCGCACUUGCCGUGUCGAUUGCGAUAAUAUUCAUACAGGAUUCAAGCACUGAUGCUACCUUCACAACGGCACAUAUUGAUAAAAAUAUGUCCGACCAGUGUCCGACCUCCAGCGACGACAACGACGACAACGAGACUUUACCCUUCGAUCCCGAGGCAAUUCAAAUGAUUCCAAGAAGAAUGUGGGGUGCACGACCUCCGCUUAGCGUCCGGUUGUUGGAAACACCAGUGAAGUAUAUAAUAGUCGCACACACCGUGAGCAGACCCUGCUUUUCACUGGAAACCUGUGCGGGAAUUCUGCAAUCAUUGCAAAGCUAUGCGGUGGAUCACAGAUCCCCUGAUAUUGGGUACAAUUUUUUGAUUGGCAGCGAUGGUAACAUCUACGUGGGACGAGAUUGGAACGCUAUAAACUAUUUGCAGAAUCAUAGUAUAGCUGUGGCGUUCAUAGGCAACUUUUCAUACGAUGAGUUUACGAAGAAGAUGCAAAUGGCGCUGCAGAAGCUUAUCACCACUGGGUUGGUGUGGGGAGCCCUACGGGAGGAUUACAUAUUGUUGAGUCACAGUCAGACUGGGGGCACGAUGAGUCCCGGAAUGAAAAUUCGCUGUGAAAUUGAAAAAUGGGAGCAUUAUUAUGACAAAGACUAUAUUGAGAUUCCGAACUGAGUUUACUGGUCAAUUCUGUGACCAAAUAGUGAGGCUUUAUGGGUUAUCUGAGGUUAUUUGUGAUGUUGUGAUGAUGAACUUGGGAUUUUACGUAAAACCAGGACCGAACUAAAA